AUGAAGAGUGAGAUUGAAGUGAGAGAGGCUUCGAAUGAGCACAUCAGUACCAAACACGAUAGUAACUUAUUGUCGACCACAAAUUUAAUUCAAGGUCUUUUGAUCUUACUCCCAUUGAAGGAACAAAAACAAGGUGACGCCCCUACUGAAGGCAAAAAUGUGGAAACAAAAUGUGUAAUGGACUAUAGUGAUCAAUUCACAACUUAUUCGAUAUUCAAUAGUAGAGAUGCAUUACUUAGAUGGGCUCGUGCAUAA
This is a messenger RNA of Prunus armeniaca (apricot), 255 nucleotides long. The record is from the annotation of a GenBank genome assembly. NCBI's taxonomy places the organism in Eukaryota, Viridiplantae, Streptophyta, Magnoliopsida, Rosales, Rosaceae.